AUGUUACAACUUGUCCCAGUAUAUCGGGCUCUUCCCAGCAUGGACAUGUUUGGCCCAGGACAACUGGUAUCUGCUCUGCUGCCUGCAGUUUUCCAUUCACCUGCAGCUCACUUUUUCCCUGCAUUCCCAACCAGACUGGGCUCUCAACCUCAGAUUCUGAUCCCGGGGCCCUUCAUCAGCUUUGAAUCCUUGAGGAAUUAUCUGCAGCCAGAGCCGUGCAAGGAAGCUUUUCUCCUGGCCACGCAGGCGGUCGGGAUGGGGCCGCUCACAGAGGUCACGGAUGAUCAGAGGCCAGUGAAGCAGCGUCGCGCACGGGCCAACUACAGCAGCUGGCAGCUGGAGGAGCUGGAGAAGGCCUUCGAGACCACCCACUACCCCGACAUCUUCAUGAGGGAAGCCCUGGCCCUCAGACUGGACCUCAUCGAGGCCAGAGUCCAGGUGUGGUUUCAAAAUCGCCGCGCCAAGAUGAGGCGGCAGCUGAAACUCCAGGGCCACGUCGGAGGGCCUCACGUAAAAAGGGACGACGAUGAAACGUCUGAGAAAGCGAGGAGGGGUUUGAAACGGCAGACGGAAGGUUCUACCGGCGAGCAGCGAGACGGUCGACAGGAAGGAGAAAACUAUCCGUGGACAAAAACUGUGAGUGCUGCGCUGAGCGUGCGCGUGCAGCCCGUGACCCAGAGGUCGGGGAAGUGGGAGAGGCCGGAGGGGCCGAGCUCAGACGAGCUCCGAACCUGCAGCAUCGCAAAGCUGAGGGCCAAAGCCAGAGAGCACGAGGCCGAGCUCCACGGCGCCGUAAACAUGUCGCAAACGCAGGAAGACGACGCCGCGCACGACGAUUGA
This is a messenger RNA of Pseudoliparis swirei, 840 nucleotides long. Its product is annotated as visual system homeobox 2. NCBI's taxonomy places the organism in Eukaryota, Metazoa, Chordata, Actinopteri, Perciformes, Liparidae. Gene Ontology annotation, biological process: regulation of transcription by RNA polymerase II. Gene Ontology annotation, molecular function: DNA-binding transcription factor activity, RNA polymerase II-specific; RNA polymerase II transcription regulatory region sequence-specific DNA binding. The record is from RefSeq and is a predicted model, not a curated record. Bases 1 to 840 code for a protein of 279 amino acids. The transcript is spliced from 4 exons.